Messenger RNA from Onthophagus taurus, 2032 nucleotides. RefSeq names its product sec1 family domain containing Slh (gene Slh). The record is from RefSeq and is a predicted model, not a curated record. Lineage: Eukaryota; Metazoa; Arthropoda; Insecta; Coleoptera; Scarabaeidae. Gene Ontology annotation, biological process: vesicle-mediated transport.
UCAUAACCUAACUUUUUCGAUAAUGACGUCUGUCAAAAUAAGGAACACGUAGAACAAAUCUUGUAAAGUAGUAAUUACAUGAAUUAGAUACUAAUUUUACUACGUAAAGAUGUCGAUUAGACAAAAACAAAUCAAUGCUUUGAAGCAAAUGUUAAAUUUAAAUCAACCGCAAAAUAAAUUGGGUGCUUCUGAACCUGUAUGGAAAGUGUUGGUUUAUGAUCGCGUAGGACAAGAUAUAAUUUCGCCCUUAAUAUCGGUUAAAGAAUUAAGAGAGUUAGGGGUUACAUUGUACGUUCAGUUACAUUCCGAUCGAGAUCCAAUCCCAGAAGUUCCAGCAAUUUAUUUUUGCGUCCCAAACGAAGAGAAUUUGGGCCGCAUUAGCCAAGAUUUUCAAAAUGGUACUUACGACAUUUACCAUUUAAAUUUUAUCUCGCCUAUUUCGCGACAAAAACUCGAAGAUUUAGCCUCCGCCGCGAUCCAAGCAAACUCAGUGGCCAACAUCCACAAAGUGUACGAUCAAUACAUUAAUUUCAUAUCGCUCGAAGAUGAUAUGUUUAUUUUAAAGCAUCAAAACAGCGAUGAUUUAUCUUAUUACGCUAUAAACAGAGGUGAAAUUAAAGACACGGAAAUGGAUUUGAUUAUGAAUUCGAUGGUUGAUAGCUUAUUUUCCUUUUUUGUUACAAUGGGGAGUGUUCCGAUUAUACGAAGCCCCAAAGGAAACGCGGCCGAGAUGGUCGCUAAACAAUUAGAUAAAAAAUUAAGGGAUAAUCUAUUUGACGCGAGAAAUAAUUUAUUUCAAAAUGAUGCCCAAGCGGGUAAUUUUAAUUUCCAAAGACCGCUGUUGAUUAUUUUGGAUAGAAACGUUGAUAUGGCAACUCCGUUACAUCACACUUGGACUUAUCAAGCUUUAGCUCACGACGUUUUGGAUUUAACGCUAAAUCGGGUUGUUAUUGAAGAACCGGCCGUUGGUGGGGCUCGCUCGAAAACACGGCCAUGCGAAUUAGAUUCAAAAGACAAGUUUUGGUCGUCUCAUAAAGGUUCACCAUUUCCAACGGUUGCGGAAGCGAUUCAAGAAGAAUUGGAGCAAUAUAGAUCAUCAGAGGAGGAAGUUAAAAGGUUAAAAAACUCGAUGGGUAUUGAUAACGACACGGAUCUUGCUGUAUCUAUGGUUUCGGAUAACACGGCUAAGAUAACAUCAGCUGUUAAUUCGUUACCACAGUUAUUAGAGAAGAAGCGAUUAAUCGAUAUGCACACAACGAUAGCGACGGCUAUUUUAAAUUAUAUUAAGUCGAGGAAAUUGGAUAGUUUCUUUGAGUUGGAAGAAAAAAUUAUGAGUAAGGUGUUAACGGAAAAAAAUUUGAUGGAUAUUAUUCAAGAUCGAGAAACGGGAACCGUCGAGGAUAAAAUGAGAUUAUUUAUAAUUUAUUUUAUUUGUACUCCAAGUAUUACAGAAGGGGAGUUUAAAAAAUUCGAGGGGGUUUUAGCUGAAGCCGGUUGUGACACUUCCGCUAUGAAUUUUAUUAAAAGGUGGCGAAAUUUUUCUAAGAUGACUUCGCCAAGUAAUCAAUACGAAGGGAGCGGGACUAAAACGGUUAAUAUGUUUUCGAAAUUAGUUUCGCAAGGAUCUUCUUUUGUGAUGGAAGGUGUUAAAAAUUUAGUCGUUAAAAGACACAAUUUACCCGUUACAAAAAUAGUGGAUCUUUUAAUGGAAUUUAAAAGUAGUUCCGAAAUGGAUGAGUAUCAUUAUUUGGAUCCAAAACAAUUACGUUUAACGGAUAUUCCAAGAAAUCGCUCCCCAUUUCAAGACGCGAUCGUUUUUAUUGUUGGAGGUGGAAAUUAUAUUGAAUAUCAAAAUUUGGUGGAUUACGCAAAACAAAAAAGUAUCUCUGGAAACGUGAAGCGAAUCGUUUAUGGUUGUUCAACGUUGAAUAACGGAAAACAAUUUUUAAAGCAAUUAUCUAUGUUGGGGAGGGAAAUGUAAUAUUGGGGAAAAAAAGAAUUAUUUUAAAAAUAUAUUUAAGGUGUAUAAACA